GGCGAAGAGAGAGGCUGAGAGGAAGAAAGGAAGGAAGGCAGGGAAGGGGAAGGAAGGAAGGAAGGAAGGCGGGCGGAAAAGAAGCCACCAGGUGCCUGGCAACUGGGCUUCUGUUGCUGGGGGCUCUGUAGGCUGCCUCUCUCUCCAGCACGCGAGUACACAAUAGGGAGAAGCCACAUCAGCUGGAAGACGCUCAGGAUCUCUCUGUCUCCAUAGCUAUGAAUCAUAGCGAGAUAAAGAUAAGAUGGAAAGCUGUUUUCUUACAACAGUGUCUUUUGCUCCUGACCUAUCUUGCUAUUGUGCUGGAAGCAGUGCCUAUAGACAUAGACAAGACAAAGGUAAAAGCAGAAGAACAAGUAGAGAAUGCAAAAAUAGAUAAUCCGGAUACUGGGCUUUAUUACGAUGUGUACCUCAGGCAAGUGAUAGAUGUCCUGGAGACAGACAAACAUUUCAGAGAGAAGCUCCAGACAGCCGACAUAGAGGCAAUAAAGAGUGGAAAGUUAAGCAAAGAACUAGAUUUAGUUAGCCAUCAUGUGAGAACAAGGCUGGAUGAACUGAAAAGACAAGAGGUUGCAAGAUUAAGGAUGUUAAUUAAAGCCAAGAUUGAUUCAUUUCAAGAUUCUGGCAUAGACCACCAGUUCCUUCUCAAACAAUUUGAGCAUCUGAACCACGACAACCCUCACACUUUUGAAGCUAAAGAUUUAGACAUGCUAAUCAAAGCUGCCACAAGUGACUUAGAAAACUAUGACAAGACUCGUCAUGAGGAGUUUAAGAAAUAUGAGAUGAUGAAAGAACAUGAAAGAAGAGAAUAUUUAAAAACACUGGAUGAAGAAAAGAGACGACAAGAGGAAUCUAAGUAUGAAGAACUGAAGAAAAAGCACAGUGAUCACCCCAAAGUAAACCAUCCUGGAAGUAAAGACCAGUUGAAAGAGGUGUGGGAGGAGGCAGAUGGACUGGACCCCAAUGAUUUCGAUCCAAAGACUUUUUUCAAGUUGCAUGAUGUCAAUAAUGAUCAUUUUCUGGAUGAGCAGGAGUUAGAAGCCCUGUUUACUAAAGAGCUAGAGAAAGUGUAUGAUCCCAAAAAUGAAGAAGACGACAUGGUAGAAAUGGAAGAAGAGAGGCUACGAAUGAGAGAACAUGUCAUGAAUGAGGUUGACAUCAACAAGGACCGGUUAGUGACUUUGGAAGAAUUCUUGAGAGCUACAGAGAAAAAGGAGUUUUUGGAGCCAGAAAGCUGGGAGACCCUGGACCAACAACAGGUCUUCACUGAAGAUGAUCUGAAGGAAUUUGAAAGUCACAUUUCCCAGCAAGAAGAUGAACUGAACAAGCAAGCUCUAGAACUUCAGAAAAGGAAAGAAGAACUACAGAGGCAACAUGACCACCUUCAAGCUCAGAGACAAGAACUCCAGCAGGCUGUCCAGCAAAUGGAACAGAAGAAGUUACAGCAAGGACAUCCUGCUUCGGGACCAGGUGGAGAACUGAAAUUCCAGCCACCUGCACCACAGCCAGUUGGAAAUGUUCCAAAUCAUCCUGCGGGAGGCAGUCAGCCUUUACCACCAGGAAGCAUACCAGUACAAGAAACAGCUGCAGGAUCAGAUCACGUUCAGUCUCACCCUUAACCACAUGUGCCUCAAAUUUGUACCAUAGUUUUGGGAGAGAAGUGGGAGGGGAUGUGGUCAGAGAAGUAAAAACAAAUUGGGAAUUGAGCUUAAAAUCCCCAUUUCAAAUCAUUGGAUUCAUGAAGACUUUCAAAGGCACAAAUGAUACAAGGCAGGUUUAUAAAGCUGCUGAUCUUUCAGGUGAGAAGGGUAUAUUAAAAUAUUCUAAUUUUGUAACUAGAUUUAAGGAUAUCCAGAUUUUAUCCUCAGGAAAACAUUAUUGUUUGACUUCAAUGUAAUUUGGCUGGCUGUCUAUCAUUUGAGCCUUGGAAAAUCUCCACCUACUUCACGGUCAAAUUAAAUAUGUUUUAUAAUCUGCCAGAAGACUCACCAAAUGUUCAUUUGUAAAUGUUCAUGAUGCUGAUAGUUUUGAUUGUCGUUGGGUGUAAAGUGGAAGUUUGCUUGAUCAAGACACAAGUCUAUGACAAUAUUUUCCUAAAAGUGCCAACAAUGGAGAGCAGGAAUUUAGGAUGGUGUAGUGAAUGAGGGUGGUUUCCCCGCCCCCCAAUCUCUUUGGUCUUUGAGACCAAAUGAAUAGAAACCACCUGUGAUCUGAUUUCAAUAAAUUCUGCACAUAAAAAAGGAAGUCUAAUUGGAGCAGGGAGUAAUGGGCAAUAGUGAAUAUGCCUAAGAAUGGCAGUAUAAGAAGCCUUCAACAGAAAUAGUGAAUUUGAAGUGUAUUGAUUUAGCCGUCCUUAUUGUUGCAAACCAAAUGCAGUGUUUCAGCUGGCUACAUCCCCCGUAAAUCAGCUAUGAAGAGGAUACUUUCGUCCUACUUCCUUUCAUAAUAUGCCAGUUGCAUUUAUCCCUUUAUGAGCUAUGAAAGUGAGCUCUUUUGAUGAUAAAGUAUAUUUGCAGAAUUAGCAAAGACCUCUCAUUGUCUUUUCUUGGACAAAACAGCUUGGCUCCUGAUGUAAAAGACUCCUUUGAAAAUCAUCAGUAUGUUACAAACAGCAGUUCUCAGAAGCUGCAUUCUGAGUUUAAGCUAAAAUCAAUUAACACUGGGUAUGAUUACCUGAAUUUUAAAAGGCACGCAGUUUAGAUGUGGAUAUUUUCAUGGAAGCUUGAAGCCGGCAUCUUCAAUAAUAAUUCAAGUUUCUCCACAUAACCCUUUGUUUUUCUGUGAACUUGGCUAAGAGCAACAUGGCUUUAAGAGUUCUUUACCAUUUUAGCUCAAAAACAAGCAUCCAGUUCAUUACAGCUGAAACCCAGUUUAUCCUUUGAACAUGACUCCUAAAGGCAUUUUUUCUUACCGUAUUAUUCCUACUUGAAUUUUUAUUCAAAGACUACUGAAGCAAAUGAAAUGACAGUGGCAUUUAGACUGUAUUUAAAAAUGAGUAGGGGAGUAUUUUUUUUUUCUGAUGGUUGUACUGAUGGGGCAGAAUAGGAGGUGGCUAUUAAAAUAUUGAAGAACUGUAAUGAUUUCUGUUUCUGGGAAAUUGGCCGUUUUGCUAUAACAGAAUUAUUUAUAUAGGGCUUCAAGAUUUGCAGAGAUAAAAUAAAAGGCAGGCCUUCCCUAUACAAAAGUUAGGGAAGGAGAAUUCGGUGCACAGUUCGACACACUAAUGUAGAUUCUUGUCUUCAGUUGGAGUAGGUUACUUUUUUACAGGAGAGUUUUUAAAUGACAACUGCUGGCCCUUGAGCGACCUUGUUCACACUGUAUAUUACACAUAAUUGGUAGCAUAUUUUCCUGCUUGUUCAUUUUAGGGCCUGUUUGCAUAAGACCGUUAAGCAUGUGGUGGAUACUUGUGCAGGUUUUCUUCCUGCCCUUGAUGAACCGGUAGUGUGUGACUCCUGUCAUGCACCAAAUUCUCCUU
This is a messenger RNA of Zootoca vivipara (common lizard), 3475 nucleotides long. RefSeq names its product nucleobindin 2 (gene NUCB2). Gene Ontology annotation, molecular function: calcium ion binding. Gene Ontology annotation, cellular component: extracellular exosome; endoplasmic reticulum-Golgi intermediate compartment. Lineage: Eukaryota; Metazoa; Chordata; Lepidosauria; Squamata; Lacertidae. The record is from RefSeq and is a predicted model, not a curated record.